GAAGACUCAGUACGCCGAAUCAACUUCGCAAUACUUUCAGGUAAAAUGGUUUCAUUGAGAGAACUUAUAGAGCAACGAGGUAACCAAGGCAGAGAAGGAGAAGAGGAAGGGAUUUUGUCAGUGGAGCCUAUCACGAUGAUAGUGCUGCCUGAGUUGCAGGAUUCGCCGGAAACGAUGGCGUCUGAGGGAAGCACCAGUUCGAGCACUGGGGAUGAUGGUGGCGACCAUCCUAUUGCGUCUUCUAGCAUCUCGUCUACUGAAGAGACACCCAGCCGUGAAGAAGGGAUGGGGGAUGUGGUGAGCAGUGUCUUAGAUCGGCUGGUGGUUGGGGAAUGGGAAGGCGUGACAAUCCCGGGCAGGUUGAGUAACUUACGAAAAGCACCGAAGGACCUGCCCGCUGGAUUCAGGUUCAAGGCUGUACUUCAUCACGAAGUAGCAGACUGUGCGCCCUCCAUAAGUGGGUAUAAAAGACUCGAGGAAAUGGUGAGGGCGUACCACAUCCCCAAGACCAUAUUGCUGCGGACAGGCGGGCAGAACGAAAGGGCGUGCACAGUGUCGCAAACGGGCUGGAUACCAGUGUACGUGGACCACUUUGAUGCCGACCUGCAGUUUCCCCUGCCCGGCCUGAUAUUUGAUCUGCUCGCAGAUUACGAGCUGGCGCUGACGCAGCUAACGCCCAACAGCAUAAGGUUCAUCAUAGGCUUUAUGCUGUUGUGCGCGAGAUUGGAGGUACCAGCUAAAGCGAUAGUGUUCAAGUCGCUAUUCCAGUGCCGGUUGUGUCCGAACUCACGAGGAGCGAAGUGGUACUACCUCUAUGGGAGGGAUAAGAGCCAGCUCUUCAAAAAUGUGAGAAACAAGGUGGCGAGGUGGAAGAGACAGUUUAUUUUUGUUCGCGACACACGAGCAGAAAGGAUAAGUAACGACCUCGCUGCCCGGCUGUCUGAGUGGCGCACCCCCAACGCUCAUAUCAACUAUCCUCAACUACUACCCCGGGAUGUCGAUCUGAAGAACCAGCUGCUUGAGUAUGCGCAGAGGAAGGGUCUAAUAGAUCUAGAAGCCCUGGUUACCUCGGAGCAUCUCGCCGUGUUCGGGUUUGUCGAUGUGACAAACCUGUUCAGCGAAGGAGACAUGAGCAGCAUCUUGGAACGCCAACGACAGCGAGCCCAAGGCUCACGAGGUCGUGCGUCGGGCAGCGCGCAACCCCAGCAGACAAGGGCUGAGGCUGCGGCGCCUGGAGCACGCAGACUUGCACGCGAAGAGAUAGAGAGCGAGGAGGAUGAGGUCCCCUUUGCUCGGCGCAGAAUAAGCAGGGGGACUCAGCCCGCGCAGGCAGCGCGUCCUACAACCGUGCGCUCACCCGUUGCGCCGCCAGCGACUGCGCGGGCAGUAGUAGAGGCCGUCUCUGUCUCAGCUUCAACAUCAGGCCCCAGGAUCGCUUAUCCUGAGGGCUUCACCUAUGUGCGGGCAGAGUGCCAGCCUGCCAUGGUGCAAGCCAUGCACAGCUUUGUGCCCCCUGCAGACAGUAAGCGGGCAAAAGCAUUUGUGCAGCAGCAUGGCGGCUAUGCUGUAGCACUGUACGAGAGCGAGCAGAGGGCUUGUACAGAGAACAGCGAGUUCGGUUCCAAGUGCAAACAACUGGCUGCGGAAAAGGCUAGCCUUGUGGACGAUGUGAAUCGUCUGCAAGGCUCCGAAAUGGCAAACCGAGCUGCGGCUGCAGAGAGCUGGGCGGACGAGCUCACCCAUAGGAUCAACGAGCUCAAGGAGGAGCUAGAACGAGUCCGUGCCGAAAAAGAAAGCGGGAUUCAAGCGGCAAAGGACGAGGCCGCUCGAGUUGAAGAGCGGGCUAAGAGGGCUGAGGGCGAGAGGGACCGUGCUCAAACCGAGCUGGGUUCCUUAAAGUUCCAGAUCACUGAGGCUGAUAAGAACCUCAGUGCUACCGAGGAGGCGUUGAACGAUCUGAAGGCAUCUCAUGCGCGCUCUGUUGGUAUUGCCCGAGCCCAAGGAGCAGAAUGGCUGGUCGGCUCGUCCACGUUCCAAGACGCAGUGGCGGUAGCGUCUGCAAACGUAACCACGGAGAUCUACAACGAGAUUCGUGGGAAGGUGCUGCACCACUGCCCAGAUUUUCCAAUCCGCGAGCUGGUGUUCUUUGACGAGGAGGAGCUUGACGAACAUGGUAAGAGCCUUGCUCCCCUUGCUGACACGACUGUAAGACUGAGAUGGGACUUGAACGAGGAGGGCGUGCCCGUCUGGCCAUCGGCCGUACUGGAGGACGGGAAGGAUCCAGCAGGGCUGCCCUCAUUCGACGCAUGGGUAGAGGGUGCUCCUGUAGCUGAGCAGGAGCCCUCAAGCACUCUACCCAGCUCUCAGCCCGCCCCAGUACCAGCAAGCUCUCCUGUCAAUGCGCCAGCUCCCGAGCCCGCUGCUCGUUCGCCUGUAGCUCGCUCCCUUCUGCCCGCAGCUGACGCGUCCAUGCCCGUUGAUUUAACGGACGACUAGUUUUAGGAGUUUUUGUUUCAUUCUUUUGUAUUUUUGUUUUGGCAUUUUUGUAUUUGAUCAAUAGAUCCAUAUCAUUUGUACUUCUAAUGUAACAUCGUUGAUGAAAUACAAAAAUGAAUUUUCC
Molecule: messenger RNA, 2620 nt
Organism: Rubroshorea leprosula
Lineage: Eukaryota; Viridiplantae; Streptophyta; Magnoliopsida; Malvales; Dipterocarpaceae
Source: the annotation of a GenBank genome assembly